UCCUCCUGGUGGGUGUACUCAAACUGGGAUGAAACCCGAAUCUCUAUCGCAAGUUAUUCCAGUCAGUAACCAACCCGUAGUGGAUAAAUCACUGGCCGCAGCCAGCAGCGGAUUGUAAAAGAAAAGGUGUAGGAUUUCAGGGGAUGUGUAACGUCAACUGCGUCUUAUUUGGCCGAUAGAAACGCGAUAAUGGCCUAUUAUUUGUGUGACAUUAGAUAAGGGAGUGCACCUUGCGUCCCGGAGCAUGGCGGGGUGACGUAUUCUGCUUUACAGCAUCCAAUUUGAUGCUGUGAGAUAUCGCUCGGGAACGAUGGAUUCACCUCGCCGUUUUCUGGACACGGCCGACUUCAAUGAAAUCGCGACAUCCCACGGUUUGAAUGAAGCGACAGGGUCCGGCGCCAUGGUAACCAGCGCGUUAAGAAACGAUCUGGGCUCAAACAUUCACGUGUUAAAGACCUUAAAUCUCCGCUUUCGCUGCUUCCUUUCCAAAGUACACGAGCUCGAGCGCAGAAAUAAGUUAUUAGAGAUCCAACUCCAGCACGCCCAGGAGAAGUCCCAGUAUCGGCUCCUGUUUUCCCGGGAUCAAGCGGUCCAGACGAACCUCGAGCUGCCUUUUGCGGACAGACUGUGUCAUUCAAGACUGCCCGGUCGGAUUUGGAGUUUCUCACACACCGGAAGAUACGGAGGACGAUACGAGACCCAUCACGGGCCCGGAGUGUCUUGGGUUCAUCCAGAUGGAGUCGGAGUUCAAAUCGACACCAUCACACCUGAACUCAGGGCCUUGUAUAAUGUUUUGGCCAAAGUCAAGCGAGAAAGAGACGAGUACAGGAGAAGAUGGGAGGAGGAGGUAUCCAAACGUCAGCAGAUGGAGUCCUUGGUGGAGACCUUACAAGAGACCGUUCAAUCAUCUGAAGCUGUUCAAGAAGAACUGAAUGACAAGAUGGAUCGUCUUAAAUCAGAGCUGGUGGUCUUCAAAAGCCUCAUGCCUCACGAUGCAGUGUCUGACUUGGACACUAAAAUCCAGGAGAAAGCCAUGAAGGUUGAUAUGGACAUCUGUAGACGCAUUGAUAUCACAGCCAAGCUCUGUGACGUAGCACAACAGAGAAACUCUGAAGACGUGUCAAAAAUAUUACACGGCGGUCCAUCCAGAGCUCCUCCAGAGCAGAAAGGGGCUAUGGUAUGUAGGAAAAAGGAGUGUAAGGCUGUGUCAGAGGAGCGAGGGGAGACGGACGCUAAUUCUGGUCCAACUGAGGAGGAGAUGUCUGGAUCGCUCAACAUCACUGAUGAAAUGAAGCGCAUGCUUAACACGCUAGGUUGCUCAGCUAAUUGGUUUGUUGGCAGGCGUGAAACUUUCGAGUUGGACGAUGACUGUGACAGUCUGGCAUGGGAGGAGACAGAAGACACUCUUUUGCUUUGGGAUGAUUUUAGUAACUACCACAGUCUGAACUUAACCCCUAACACCACAGCUGCCACUGGCUCGGUUACCACGGUGACCUCCGUGUCUGACUCCCAAGGAGAAACCAAUGAGCAGGACAAAAGUCUAGGAAGUCUUAUAAAUGAAACCGAGUCCCUCUUUAAGACCAGAGAGCAGGAGUAUCAGGACACCAUCGGACAGAUUGAACUGGAACUGGCCACAGCCAAGAAUGACAUGAACAGGCACCUGCAUGAAUACAUGGAGAUGUGCAGUAUGAAGAGAGGGCUGGAUGUGCAGAUGGAGACCUGCAGGAGACUCAUCCAGGGCACGGCCACCACCGGCAGACAUUCUCCCUCGCUCAGCUCUGUGGCCAGCAGUGAUUCAGGAAACACGGAUGAUAUUCAGGAUGAACUGGAGCAGGAUAAAGUUAAAGACGGAGAGAACGAAGGACCGGUGGAGAUGAACGGAGAAGUUAGAUGAUGAUCGGUCCUUCCUCGGCUUUCUGUGUGAACCAGCCCAUUUUAGGUACUCUGGUCACAGUUUUUUACACAGUAUGGAUGAGUGUGGAAUUUUAGAUUUCCAAAGAGCAAGUAUCGGUGCUUUAUAUGCCGUGUAGAGCGGGAGCAGCCGAACUGCAGCUCUUCAUCAGCACUGCCAAGGCAUGGCUUCACAGUCUUCCUCUAUAGCUUUAACUGCAUUCACAAUACUCUCAAAUGUGAGGUCACACUCUUUACACUGUGAUAGAAAACAUGCACAUAUUAUACAGUUGUGUUAAAUGCAAAAUUUCGGUUAUCAUGAAUCUUAAAGGCAGGUUGUCAUUAAAUAGAUGACAUAAUAUACACUGAACAAAAUUAUAAACGUAACACUUUUGUUUUUGCGCCCUAUUUUUCAUGAGUUUUUUAUGUAAACAAAAGGCCUCUCAAAUAUUGUUCACAAAUCUGUCUAAAUCUGUGUUAGUGUUAGGUUAUUAGACAGCAUGAUUAUUGCACAGGUCUGCCUUAGGCUGGCCACAAUAAAAGGCCACUCUAAAAUGUGCAAUUUUACUGUAUUGGGAGUCCAAAAACCAGUUAGUAUUUGGUGUGACCACCAUUUGCAAUUUUGUUCAGUGUAUUUUAUACACAUUCUCAGUUUAAAGUCAACAUGAAGUGCUGUUUAUAACCAUAUUUAAUUUGGAGUCAAACAGAAUAUUUAAACAUAAUAUUUAAAGCUGGACUUUUUUAUUUGUCAGAAAUUAAUUGUUAAACAUGGACGUUUUAUAACUUAAAUGCAAUUUUUCUAAGAGUAUAUAGUAAGUGUUUUUAUAGUGACUAUAGGAACAUGCUAUAAAAAAGUAAAUAGUAUCAAUUUUGAUUUCAUGUUGACUUUAAAUUACAGAUUAACAUACAGAAACUAUAAGUAUUACAUUACAGCAAGCUCUGAAAUAAGUUAAAGUUUUACACUCAAAAUACUGAAUAAAUCACUUAUGUAAUACGCUUCAAAUACUAUGGGGCAGUGUCCCAGACAGGGUUUAGAUUAAUCCAGGAUUAGGCCUUAGUUAUAUUAGGACAUUUAAAGGGGACAGAGAAUGAAAAACCAUUUUUAUAUUGUCUUUGUUGAAUACUGGUAGUCUACCCGCAUUCACAAACAUACAAAAAGUGCUAAACAUGCUUAACAUCUCAGUCUCAUAGAAAUUCCUCUUUUAGAAAUGUCAGCCAGAAAAUGGCCCAAUCUGAAAAACUGAUGCUUAUGACAUCACAGGCAUCUCACUGCCCCUCCCCUUUAAAAUAAUUGGCUACAUUUUUAGAGUGGCAGCAAAGUCAGCCAAUCAGUAAUGAGAUUGCAAGUUAAGCCAGUAGGGGGAGCCAAAUAGGUGCAAAACCACUUGUUUAAAAUCCCCCACCCUAAUAGAGCUAUCUGAGAGAGGUUUUUAGGAAGCUUCUAAGGCAUUACAGACCGAAAAAAAAAAAUUUGUCUACAUGUCAUAUCAUGGAUACAGAACAAGGAUAAAUACCCUGUUCAAUCAUUCUAUGUCACCUUUAUGUAGUUUUACAAACUUACCUUACAACAAAAUAUUACUAUUGUGCUUGAGACCAAAAUAAUGGCACUGCUAUUUGUUAAGAUAUGUCAGUGCAAGAUGUUCAUGCAUUUCAAACAUGCAUUUUAGUCUGGUACUAGGAUAAACCCUGUCCAGGAAACCGCCCCUAAAUCUGUUUAGAUGGGGUUUGUACCACUGUUGCUCAACUAAACCUCUAUGCACUGUGAUUUAUGCAAUACUUUAGCCUGGAUUAACCUUACCUUUUUUGCUUUUUUGUCACCAACUGCAGUUAUUUUGCAUAUUUGUUAGUAUUAGGCAAGUGUUUGAAAAGAAGAUGUCAAAAUAGCAGUCAAACCCAUGUGCCUACCGAUAUGCUGUAUACAGUGUCUCAGUUGCCUUAUUAUAUGUUUUCAAUACAACAUCUGAAUACAUCCUUGGCUCUGUUAUAAACCCUUGAGUCAUAUAUGAACCCUAAAUCAUAGCCGUGGAACAGAUAGACGCAGAUAGACAUACAUUUUGUGUCUGAAAUGUUAAGUGUUGUGAAAUGAGAUCUGCGUUUUGGAAGAUCUCAAGAUUUGGAGCCAUAAAAAAUGUGUUGGAAAUUUGCUAAACAUAAUUUGUAAUUACUUGCAUUUCUGUAUAUGGGGCAUUCUCAAGAAAAGUGGAAAAUUAACCAAAUAACCUUAACCAAUGACUCCACCAGAAGGGGUUUAAAAGGUUAUAACCCUGUCAUUUUCCAAGUAAAUGUAUGUGUGAUAUAUUUGAAACAAUAAAUACUGUAAAUACAUUCGGGUGGUAUCACUCAGGUUCCUUGUGCCUUAAAUAUUUGUUAUAAUUAUCAAAAAUAUGUCAUUACUAUCGAAAGACAAAAACAAUGAACUAUUACUGUUUUCUUUUAAAAUGUUUAAUGUUUGGUUACAUUUAAAAUGUUGGGGUUGAAUGUACAGAUCAAUCCAAAAUAAUCACGAUACACAAAAUGUAUCGCUAUUCUCUUUUUACUUGAUCUCUGUUUGAACCAUGUAGUUAAAACACUUUUAAAAACAAUGUCAGAAAAAUCAAACCAAUUUCAAUGAGGAAAAGAUCACAGCAUAACUGGAUUUCACAGAAAAUUAAAUGCGUGGAGCAAUUUAGAAACUAAAAGUUUUUUAAUUUUACUUUUUUUUAAAGUUUAGCACCUGAGUAUUAUGGCACCUGAGAAUGACCCCUCCCUUUACCCUCCCUACCUCUCCAUUAUGUUCUUGGCUUUAUUACUCACCAGAGGGCCAGGACAUUGUAAUUUUUGUCAAUUUGUUUUAUUUUUUAUGUAUGAGGUGUUCAUGUUAACAGAAGACUCUAUUCAUUUAAUCAUUUUUAUUCAUUCAUAUGAUUAAUUAUGUUAAAGUAUCUGGGUUAUCUGGAGGUUUGCCGUUUUUUUUUUAAUGUAAUUUAAAAGUGAAUUAUUCCAAGCUUUAUAUUAUCUUUAUUAUAAUUAAGGUGCUAUAUGUUGUAUAUUUAGUUUUGGAGUUGAUUGAAUAAUUUUUGCAUUAAAUAUGGGCUGUUCUAAUAAAAUCUGGAAAAAUUUGUUGUUU
Molecule: messenger RNA, 4996 nt
Organism: Paramisgurnus dabryanus
Lineage: Eukaryota; Metazoa; Chordata; Actinopteri; Cypriniformes; Cobitidae
Gene: iffo2a
Product: intermediate filament family orphan 2a
Source: RefSeq, a predicted model, not a curated record